AUGAGCGACGAAACCUCCGGCGCUGGCGAGCGAUUCGCUAUCGGUAUCUCUUUUGGCAAUACCUCCAGCUCCAUUGCCCGCAUAAACCCUGAAGGCAAGCCUGAAGUCAUUGCCAACGAAGAAGGAGACCGUCAAAUCCCUACUGUCCUCUCGUAUAUCGGCGGAGAGCAAUACCAUGGUUCCCAGGCCAAGGCUCAACUCAUUCGCAACUCCAAGAACACUGUUGCAUACUUCAGAGAUUACGUUGGAAAGAACUUCAAGUCAAUAGAUCCCACUCCCUGCCACAACUCUGCACACCCCAUCCAGUCCGAUUCAACCGUUGCUUUCUCCAUCUGUGACACUGAGAGCGAUACCCCCAACACUGUUACUGUCUCCGAGAUCACUACCCGUCACCUUCGCCGCCUGAAGCAGUCUGCCACCGAUUACCUUGGCAAGGAGGUCAACGCCGCUGUCAUUACCGUCCCUACCGAUUUCACCGACGCCCAGCGCGAGGCCCUCACUGCUGCGGCCAAGGAGGCCGGCCUUGAGGUUCUCCAGCUCAUCCACGAGCCUGUUGCUGCUGCUCUCGCCUACGACGCUAGACCCGAGGCUACUGUUGCUGAUAAGCUCAUUGUGGUCGCCGAUCUCGGUGGCACUCGCUCUGAUGCCGCUGUCAUCGCUUCCCGCGGUGGAAUGUACACCAUCCUCGCAACUGCCCACGACUACGAGCUGGGUGGUUCUACCCUCGACAAGAUUGUCAUCGACCACUUUGCCAAGGAGUUCAUCAAGAAGCACAAGACCGACCCCCGCGAGAACGAGCGUGGUCUCGCCAAGUUGAAGUUGGAGGGUGAGGCCACCCGGAAGGCUCUGAGCUUGGGUGCCAACGCCACUCUGAGCAUCGAAUCGCUCGCAGACGGAAUCGACUACGGUUCCACCAUCAACCGCACUCGUUUCGAGCUGCUGUCCAACAAGGUCUUCGCUCAGUUCACUAGCUUGAUCGAGCAGGUUAUCAAGAAGGCUGAUCUGGAUGUUCUGGACAUUGAUGAGGUUAUCUUCUCCGGUGGUACCUCGCACACUCCCAAGAUCGCCCUGCUCGCUCGCAGCAUUUUCCCCGAGACCACCAAGAUUUGGGCUCCCUCUACCGAGACUACUGCCAUCAACCCCUCCGAGCUCUCCGCCAGGGGUGCUGCCAUCCAGGCCUCUUUGAUUCAAGAAUUCGAGACCGAAGACAUUGAGCAAUCAAUCCACCCCAUGGUCACUGCUACUCCCCAUCUCAGCAAGGCCAUCGGCGUUGAGUUCUCCUCUGGCGAUGCCGUCGAGUUCAAGCCCCUCCUCAGCACCGAGACCGCCCUCCCCGCUCGCCGCGUGGCCCAGUACAACGUUCCCAAGGACGGCGGUGACGUCCUCAUCCGCGUCUGCGAGGGUGUCCGCGACAUCAAGGUCACCAAGCCCGAGCCCAAGCCUAAGGAGGAGAAGGCCGCCGAGGACGAGGAAGACUCCGACUUCGAUUCUGAGGACGAGGAGGAAGAGACCCGCGAGAUUGUUUGGAAGACCGAGAGCCCGAUCGCCGAGCUUGCCGUCAAGGGCGUCAAGGCCAACGGAAAGGUCGAGCUUAUGGUUCACAUCAACGCCGACCUCGGCCUGCAGAUCACCGCCCGGGAAGUCGGCGGCCAAAGCGCUGUCCGUGGUGCCGUUGAGUCGCCAUGA
Messenger RNA from Aspergillus calidoustus, 1686 nucleotides. Lineage: Eukaryota; Fungi; Ascomycota; Eurotiomycetes; Eurotiales; Aspergillaceae. The record is from the annotation of a GenBank genome assembly.